AUGUCCGGGGCAGUGGGCCGUGAGGCGGUCUUCCCGACCCGCCAGUCGCUUGGGCUGAUGAAGAGUAAACUGAAAGGUGCGGAGACUGGUCAUAGUUUGUUGAAGAGAAAGAGUGAAGCUUUGACAAAACGUUUCCGCGAGAUUACACGGCGGAUCGAUGAGGCCAAGCAGAAGAUGGGACGGGUCAUGCAAAUUGCUGCAUUCUCGCUCGCAGAAGUGACAUACGCUGUUGGUGGUGACAUCGGUUACCAGGUCCAAGAGUCCGCGAAACAAGCCCGGUUUCGAGUGCGAACCAAGCAGGAGAACGUUUCUGGUGUCCUUUUACCUCACUUCGAGAGCUAUACAGAAGAUUCGAUCAAUGACUUUGGUCUCACUGGUCUCGGAAAGGGUGGUCAACAAGUGCAGCGGUGUCGCGAGACGUAUGCUCGGGCGGUAGAGACGUUGGUAGAACUCGCAAGUCUCCAGGUACGGACAUCAUCGACGCACUGUAUGCUGCUUGCUGACUGUGUGGAAGACUGCCUUUGUAAUUCUAGACGAAGUCAUCAAGGUUGUCAACCGAAGAGGUACGUUACCAGCCCGCCAAUUGCUCCGUACAUGCUAACUUCUGCCAGUGAAUGCAAUUGA
Aspergillus calidoustus is the source of this 624-nucleotide messenger RNA. The record is from the annotation of a GenBank genome assembly. NCBI's taxonomy places the organism in Eukaryota, Fungi, Ascomycota, Eurotiomycetes, Eurotiales, Aspergillaceae.